Molecule: messenger RNA, 1918 nt
Organism: Nannospalax galili (Upper Galilee mountains blind mole rat)
Lineage: Eukaryota; Metazoa; Chordata; Mammalia; Rodentia; Spalacidae
Product: histone H3
Exons: 1
Coding region: 160-570 (136 amino acids)
Cellular component (GO): nucleosome
Molecular function (GO): protein heterodimerization activity; DNA binding; structural constituent of chromatin
Source: RefSeq, a predicted model, not a curated record
GGCGCCGGUGUGGGUGACGUCACAGCCAAUGGCCGGGCAGCGCGGGACUUUCGAGUGGGUUUCUCCGCCCCGUUGGGAAGCCGGUACGUAUAAAGACGGCUGCGUUGGCGCUCUCUGGGCAGCGUCUCCUCUGUUGUCUCGCGCACGGUUCCUUCGGCCAUGGCCCGCACGAAGCAGACGGCCCGUAAGUCCACCGGUGGCAAGGCCCCGCGGAAGCAGCUGGCCACCAAGGCGGCCCGCAAGAGCGCACCGGCCACUGGCGGCGUGAAGAAGCCGCACCGCUACCGGCCCGGCACCGUGGCGCUGCGCGAGAUCCGGCGCUACCAGAAGUCCACCGAGCUGCUGAUCCGCAAGCUGCCGUUCCAGCGCCUGGUGCGCGAGAUCGCGCAGGACUUCAAGACGGACCUGCGCUUCCAGAGCUCGGCGGUGAUGGCGCUGCAGGAGGCCAGCGAGGCCUACCUGGUGGGGCUCUUCGAGGACACCAACCUGUGCGCCAUCCACGCCAAGCGUGUCACCAUCAUGCCCAAGGACAUCCAGCUGGCCCGCCGCAUCCGCGGGGAGCGCGCUUGAGUCAUCCCGAGUUCUUAGACCACCAACAAAAGGCUCUUUUCAGAGCCACCCACAGGCCCUCAGAAGGAGCUGUUCACUUUGUACUGUCUGAGCGGGGUUGCCUCCGGUGGAACCUGGAGGAGGGGGUGACCCCCUGAGAGUGCCACUGAGAGUGUUGUGUGGUCUUGGGUCUGGGAGGCCAAGAGCCAGAAGUCAGAUAUACAGCUCACAGUUCCACUGGGCUGGGGCAAGCAGGUAGAGGCAGAGCUGAUCCACUGGAAACUGGAGAAUGCCGGGCCUACCAGUGAGUGGACAGCAUUCUGGUUGCCCAACAGCUUUGUCCCAAGCGGGACUAAACAGGCAAGAUGGGAUGGAAUAUAGGAGGCUUCGGGAGUAUCCUUCACAACAGGUCUGAGCAAGGUGGAGGCAGAGCUGGCCUUGCCAUCGAGGAGACCUGACUUCCAGCCCAUAAUUGCCAUACUAGAUUACUAGACCUGAGUACUCAAUGUAGUCGCUGUUUCUAUAGGGCAUUGUUUGGGGAUUACAUCUUGGGUUGUCAGUAGUAUCAGCAAUAUCCAGUGACACAGUCACACCCUUCCUUUUUAUUCUCCCUCUCAGGCCUUGGUAGUCUGACAACUAGGAAUUAACAUUCAUUGCUGAGACCUAUCCUUCAGGAUUCUGUGCAUACAUCAACUUGACAAGUUCGUUUCCUCCCCUAUUCCCACCUGAUCAUUUUUAAAUGCCAGCACAACUGUCAAAUAAUGGUGGAGACAGUUCUGGAUAGGAAUGGACCCCAGAUGUCAAGUAUCUCCUAUCCCUUGUCUAGCAUUCUGCAAGCUCAAAUUGUCCUCUGCUUUUCCUUGGCCUGGACACAGUUGUCUGUUGAGAUUGGAUGUUUGGCCUGAACUUUGAGGACAUUGGUAAUUAGCUAAGGUCAUUGGGACCUAGAUCUUAGUGGUGACCUUCCCUCCUCUAGUCCACUGUCUCCGGCUUCUGGGAAUUUUUCCUGAGAAGGAAACUUGGACUUUGUCUAAAUCUUUGAGAAGUUAUCCAACCCAAGUCUUUCUGAGUUCAAUAUACUGGUGGUCAUUGAAUCAGGGACACAGCAUGUCUCCCUCUUUUCUCUGCCAGCACCUGGGAGUCCCCAGAGCCCAGCUCUGUAGGUUAGAAUGGAAGACAAGGACCGAGGUUGUUUAAUUGGUUGUAGUGGGACAAGAUCUUGCAAAGCUUGUAGUAAACUGGGUCUCCCCAUCGCCCCAACAGGCCUGGAACUUACCUUGUAGACCAGGCUGGACUCCAUCGCAUGGUGAUCUACCUGCCUCUGCCUCUCCCUCUGAUUCUGCCUCUGCCCCUUUGCCCCUCUGCCCCU